Molecule: messenger RNA, 7002 nt
Organism: Pomacea canaliculata
Lineage: Eukaryota; Metazoa; Mollusca; Gastropoda; Architaenioglossa; Ampullariidae
Product: homeobox protein Hox-B1-like
Exons: 2
Coding region: 462-1532 (356 amino acids)
Biological process (GO): regulation of transcription by RNA polymerase II
Cellular component (GO): nucleus
Molecular function (GO): RNA polymerase II cis-regulatory region sequence-specific DNA binding; DNA-binding transcription factor activity, RNA polymerase II-specific
Source: RefSeq, a predicted model, not a curated record
GUGUGGCGGAGGGCGUGCAAAUGGCGGCGAGCACUGCAAGCACGCGAGAGGCGCUCUGCGGCGGACUGUAAACAAACGCCCGUCGGCCGCCAGAUAAAUGGAGGAGGAGGAGGAGAAACGCCAAGCGAUGGCCUGGCAGACGACAGUAGCGACGAGGUGUGAAGGCUGAGGUGGCGAAGCCCCGCCCCGUUCCGGCGCGAGCGCGGCGCAGCGUGAGAGAGUAAUUGGCCGUCUGCCGGCCCGCCAUCCAUCAACACCGCCAUUAGGCCCGGCCCACCGCUGCCGCGCGCUGAUUGGCUGCCCGGUCACGUGGUGCGGUGACAGCCGUAAGGCUGUCAAGACUGCAAGUGUAAUUUAGCUUCAUUUAUUUCAGAUUUAUCUCGCCAUCGACAGCUAAUUUGUGUGCGCACCCAUUGAGUCCUCGGCGCUGAGAGCUGGUCUGUAAAAGUGAGCCGGCGAUUAUGAAUUCGGAGGGCGACUACACGCUGUGUAACUUGGACACGCACUCCUACGCCAACGCCUUCACCAACAGUCCGGAUCUGUCCAACACCAUUUUCGCCACCCCACCGCACCCCGGGUACCAGGGCCUCAGCCACGCCGGAGCUGCCCACCACCGUUCCCUGGACACAGGUCAAGCCAGUGCUUACCACCUGCACUAUAGCGGAUCCCAGCAGGAGGGAGUUUUGGGGAACGGCACGGACCUACCUUUGGCCGCAGCCCCUCAGUCGCUGGGUGGGUACCCGCUCAACACCAGUGCCGCCCUCGCUCGAGCCGCUACCCGUCACCACGCGGGUGCAUCUCCGUAUGGUCACCUGCCGGACCUGUCUCUCUCCUCCACCUCACCUGACUGCUACCUCAACGGCAACACCGUUAAUGGCCCCAUCGGUGGUGGUCACAACGGCCAAGGCAUGUGUAUGGAUAUUUCACCCGGGGUCAGGCCUUGCUACCCAUGUCCCUCUGACCCCGUGCGCGGGGGUCCCCCUACCCCAACAGGAGGCUACCCCACAGCAGGGGUUCCCUCCCCCAUUAAAUCCGAAGGGUGUAACGGGGCCAGUGGGGCUCAGAACCUCCACAACAAGCCGUUCAGGUGGAUGACCAUCAAGCGGAACGCGGCAAAACCAGUGUCCAAGUCCAGUGACUACCAGUCCAACUACAGCUGCCAGAACGGCGUGUCUCUAGGAGGGGGAGGGCAGCAGGCCACGACAGGUAACAGCAAUGCCGCCGGGGUCGGGCCGGGGUCAGGACGGACCAACUUCACCAACAAGCAGCUGACGGAGCUGGAGAAGGAGUUCCACUUCAACAAGUACCUCACGAGGGCCAGACGCAUCGAGAUCGCUGCUGCCCUCGGCCUCAACGAGACGCAGGUCAAGAUCUGGUUCCAGAACCGCCGCAUGAAGCAGAAGAAGCGCAUGCGCGAGAUUCAGUUCGAGAAGUCGACGACAGGCGGCGCUGCGGACCACUGUGCCAGCGGAUUGGCGGGUCUGGACGGCUUGGGCAUGCCGGGACUGGCGCUGUGCCACGAGACGAGAUGAGCGCCGAGAAGGCACGGGAGCACGCGAGACUUGUGUGUUUACUGCAUCGCUACCUAAAAGCUCCAGGACUCCCGUGUCACACAGCUUGUCCCCCAGGCGAAAACGAGGCUUGUGACGUAAACUUGACACAACCCACUCUCUACCCCUUACCCCCUCUCAGCCCCGUUCUACCCUUGGAUUGAAGAUAAAAAGGGGAAAGUGUGGGGAAUCGAAUGCACUGCUUGAGGCUCAUUUGAAACAAUAUUCGUUGGGGAAACAAUGGGGGCGACUGUUGGCGAACUUUCACCUUCCGUGGUUCUGCUACAAGAUUCUUGGAAGAUGGGGUCAGGCGGUGUUUUCCUCCCGUCGUCCUCGCUCCGUGUUCUCAGUCCUGGAGCUGUGAUGGUUGUCUGCCCCUGGUCAUGUCCGAGGGAGGUCGUUAACGGCUCGCUAUGACGUCAUCACACUCGCUCCCACCCUCCACUCACCUGGUCAAAGGUGUGUGUGCGCCGGGGCUCCAGUCACCUGACAAGCGACACACUGUUCAUUCUCUCCACACGCUGGCAGACAUCACGCGAACAAUGUACUUGUCAUCUUUACUUAUCCCAUUUUAAUUUAACCAAUGAUAUUUUUACUUCAUGUUCACCAGUGUACUUGUCAGAGAUUUAAAUGGGGGCGAUAACUGAUAACAAUACCUUUUCUUUUCAUUUUUUAAAUAAGCUUUCUUUCUCUCCUUCUCUCUUACUCACUCGUUCUUUAGUUGUGUGCAUUGCAGUGAUGGACAUGUGUCUGUCAACAAACAUGGCGGUUGUGAAAGGUGGAGGUGUAGCAGCCCGACUACUGAGUGAAUGUGCGUGAAUGUUGCGCUGCUACCUGAGCAGACGACAGUGCACGUGGCGGUGAGGUGAUGAGCCGAGUACAGUAUUGUGAGGAUCUCUAGCUACAGUAUUGUCUUCUACCUUCCUCAUCUUCGCCAUUCAUUAUCAGUAAGUUCUCAUCAACAACAACAACAACAACAACAACAACAACAACAACAACAACAACAACAACAACAACCUGCUUUGUGCUUCAGGAAUUGUUCACUGAACUCGUAGAAAGAGUGACCUCCCCUGGACACGUUCUUCACUUGAAGUUUUCGUUGUCGGGUAGAAGAACUCUGUCAGUCCGGGUGAAGUCCGGGUGUCUCGACAUCUGUGCCACUUCAUGGUCGUGCUACUGUUACUGUCUCCGUGUCCUAGAAGAAAAAUAUUUUUUUCUGCAAAAGAUAUUAUCUUUUUUUUUUUUUUUUGAGAUUUCCUCAGUUUUAACACUGAGCUGCCAUGAGGUCUCCUGUCUUUAAUUAAUCUUGUUUUUCUAUUUUGUGUAUUGUUUCUCUUACAACUGAUUGGUGAUGCCAGCUGACAUGUUUUCCUUUCUUCAGUUCUACUUAGUUUUGUUGGUGAUGGUAGCUGUCCUUUUAUUUUGAUGUUUUCUCUUGCACGAAGUAUUUUUUUUUUUAUCUCUUCACGGCAGGCCGCGCUCUGGAAACUUGCCUUAAAAAUAAUUAUGUCGAUUAAAAAGAAAAGGUUUGCUGUGGAGCAGUGGAACUGUAAAUAAAGUCAACAAAGACAGCUGAUAAAAGUGAGGUUAGAGGGAAAGAGUAAAACCUUCUGUAAACAAGACCACGGUCAUGAGGUAGGUGAGUUGGUAAUGGUAAUUAGUUCUACAAGUGUAGGUGAGUUACUAAUGGUAAGCAAGCAGUGGUAAUGAGUUCUACAGGUAGCAGUGUCGGUGGAUUUUACCUGCAAACUGGAAAUGUACGCGCUGUACCUUUGCAGUCUUUGUCCAGUCUUGGUCUUGUCUAGAUCGUAAAUGCAGUUAUUCUUAGAAAAGGAAAAAAAAAUUCAAACUGACAUCUGCUUAAAACUGAGAUAGAAGAACAAAGGAGAAGAGGAGGAAAAUAACGAUUUCUUUAUCAAAGUUUGAGAAGACAGUUGACAGGUAGACUUCGUCUGUUUUCAAUCCGAAGAGUAAGAAGGUGGUUCUGUCCAUUCUGUCUUCUGUCUGUUAAGGUGUAUUGGGUACAUCGGUCAACAAUAACCGCUCACAGCAGACAUGUCAGGCCUGUAGUAAUACAUACAAACUGUUUAUCUCCAUCUCGAGGGAAGGAGCUUCUAGCGGCUUUCUUGUUGUCAAGACAACCUCAGUAUGCGCAGAGCUCGGUGCCUGCCGCUGUUACAGAUGUCCUCAUGGUGAUGGAUGGGCUGUGGGGCCAUGACAAUCCUGUUACCGUUGUCAAGGAAACGAGAGAACCUAUUGGUGCGCCGUGAGAUGUUGGUGGGUCCUCUGUCUAAAGCUUGUGACCUGGAGAGCACUGUCCCCCGUCUACUGGUUCCUCCCUUUUAAAUGUCCUCUGUAGAACCACGAUUAGCAGUUUACAUCUGAUUGAUAUUGUACAUUAAUUUUUCUCCACGUACCACUUGAAGAAGUGGAAGUGGGAAAGGUUGACCACAGAGAAGCCGGCAGCUUGGUACUACCACUACAGGCGGACAUUCGUCAAGAUGCUGCUUGCUUCUCUACUUUGUCAGCGGCUGAGCCACAUUCAGUAUCCAAUCUGGGGCUACACAAUCUUUUUGGAUGCUUUAUUGACACGUAACCUGUUGACUGGACAUCAACAUUAACAACUAAACUGUUGUGUGUGUUCUUGCAGUAAUCAGUCGCCGACAAUAGGACAAGGUCCGGCCUCACGCGGCUCCACUGUGCUGACCGUUACAGCCAACGAUUUAAAAUAACGGUUAUUUGUUGUAGUCUGGCAGUCAGUAAGUUUCAAGAUUUUUUUCUGCUGAUUAAAGCAGCAAAAUAUGUGACGUGAGCGGUGGCUGUCAGAGUAACAACGACAAGAACGAUCACCCAAUAAAUGAAGGGAGGCAACUGGAGACAGUGUGCACGUGCAGCCUGGAUUUCACUCACCGUGACAGUGAGCUCAGGUAGAGUGAGCUCCACUCCAUUAUCAGUGUGACACGGCUAACCUGCUCGCCAUAAUUAAAGGUUUCAUUCACUUUCACAAUCACGCCGAGGCCGUGAAGGGAAGGGAGAGAACUUACAAGUGGUUCGUCUUGUAUUUUUUUAAUCUUUUAAUAUCAGUAGUGUUCAUACCUCGCUCACUUGCGUUUUCUUUUAUUUAAAUCCAUGUUACCAGCUCAGUUCCUGAAGAAAAUAAUUUAAGUUUAUCUGACACGAGUUGUUUUAGGAACAACUGUUCCCUGAGACUACUACAGAAAUCUGAAAGAUGAAAUAUUUAUAAAGUGUAGAAACAGAUUCGCUCGGAUGGUGACCAAGUCCAGUAAAACUAAUUUCACACCUGUCGAUCAAUAUUUGCUACCUUGCUGUUAUACUAAAAAUCGUAAAGCAGAUACCCGAGAGGUCAACAGACGGGUGGCCCAACACGAAGGCAGGCCGGUUCGAUACACGAAAGACGCGGCGACUUUUCCCCAGUCAACCCACCUGUCGGCAAUGGGUGGGGAGGGUAUGGCAUUGAGGAAAGGAGAUUGUUGCCACCUUCACAUAAAGCUGUUGUCGAGAGUAUAGUUGUCUCAACCACCCAAAGGUCAGGGGUGAACUUUCUUUUCGUCAAGAAAACGCAGCGCAGUGAGUGGAGGUCGGUGUAUUUUCGAGGACAGUUACAGGUGCGAGCUACAGACACCUGGCCUGCAUCCGGCCAUCAGCUUGUAUCUUCCGUCACCUGAGUGCGAGGCAACACGUGUAUGUGUGUGUGUGUGUGUGAUGCACGUGUCUGUUGUGUCUCAGUACGGUGGACAUUGCAGACAGGAAUGUAGUAGGGAGGGUGGAGGAAGUGUGUAUAAACGCGAUUAUUUUCUUGAUUUAAAACAAGAAGAAAAGAGUGAAAGAAAAAAAUCGACAUUGUGUUGCUGUUUAUCUCCCUUCACUCUCAUUUCCUCUUGCUCUCUGAUUCGUGCGGCCAUCUUGUGUUGCCAGUCACCAGUCUCGUGAAAGUCUAGUCUGUGUUGGUCACGUGCCCUUGUCACGUGAUCAGUGCUCCUCGCCAUGUGUUCAAAAUGUUUUGUCGGCUCCAGCUCUGUAGCUCGUUUGUGUAUCUUCUCGAACAUCUUGGGUCCACGGAGAGUGGAGACAGCUUUUUCAAACAACUGACCUUUCAACCUUUCAGCUGUGUACUUAUCUAUGCGAACUACGUCACGUACUAGAACUGCAUCCAGCAGUCUCUCACAAAGAACUGUAUCCAGCAGUCUCUCAAGCAUAACUGUAUCCAUCAGACUGUCACAGAGAACCUAUCCAGUCUCUAUCUGUCUAUCAUGUCCUUGUAUCCUCCAGUCUCUGGUCCAGCGAUGGGCCGUGAAGUCUGUUACAACGUCUGUGACUGAACUUCCGGUGCUGCAUAGUGUGACAAAAUCUCAGUGUGAGGCUUGGAAAGAUAGUUUUUUGUACUUUCACCUCAACUUCAAGCGGUCUACAUCUCAUUUCCUCCGACCCAAGCUGAGACUUGUUUUGGCUUCCAUAGACCUUCUGUUGUUGUCUCAGUGGCUGGCUGUCAACAAACAAACAUCGCGUCCAGUGAGUGUCGGCCUGUUACCAUCUUGAGUUUUUAUUUGUUUGGCUGUGAGAUCACGUGACAUUGCACCCCUCCACUAGGACUGGGCACUGUUCGCUUCCUAGGAUGUUCACGUAGUGCAAAUCAGCAAACAACAACAACAACAAAAAUCCCGUAAAUGGACAACGUGGGCGGUAAUCUCACUCGUGAUCACGUGGUCUUACUAGUACAUGCGUGGUUUGGUGCUAACGGCCUCUAGCAUGUCAUCAACAACAUGAGGCAAACAAUCAAAAACGUAACGAAACUUAAACUUGCUAGCGAUACAUCUGACCAACAGGUAAGUGCAGACAGGUAGGUAUAUGAUGUACUUUGUACAGGGAAGGUGUCGUCAGGCUGUUCACUCUGACUCGUCACGUGAUCGGUUGAAAGACCAGAACUGUGGUUUCUGACAUCAAAAACCCCCUCGCUCCUCUAUCUACUCCCCCCCUCCCCAUUUUAAUCUACGCUCUGUACUGUACACCCGUCAUCGUCGUGACCUAUGACCUGUGUUGUAUAUAUGUUGUGUAUUUAUUGCCACUGGUGUAUGUUUACAACGUCCAUUUAUUAUGUGGCGAAUUAAAAAAAAGGUUGUUAACACUUUUGUUCUCGAAAGACAUUAACUUUCCAAAUGACAAAUAAAUGUCAUUACACACACCUGAGGCGUCUUGUGUCUGCAGCUUGGGCGAGCACGUGCUCAUUUGCAUGGGGUCACAAGGGGGUCAGCUUGUGCGUGUGUGUGGGUGGGUGUGAGUGUUUGUGGUGUGAGUGUGUGUGCAGUGUGCAUAGUUCGAUGUGCUGUUCAACAAACUGGAAAUGGUCAGCGAAUCAACUGCCGAAGAACAACAAACAUUCCGGCAUUAUUUAUUUAUAUAUUGCAUCUCUCGCGUUUACAAAAAAAAAUAAAAA